Molecule: messenger RNA, 1915 nt
Organism: Cladocopium goreaui
Lineage: Eukaryota; Dinophyceae; Suessiales; Symbiodiniaceae
Source: the annotation of a GenBank genome assembly
GUGGAUCCAUCGAAUGGGAAGCCGCAAAAACAAGGAAUGGAUUGUCCCAGAAGUCGAGUUGCUGCUGGUGCACAGUCCGAAAAAGAAAGAGGAUGUGUAUCAGCUGUUGGCAUCGGAGAGUUCUGGUGGCGCCUUGGGGCGCUGGAUGCAGCGGCCAGCAGAAGCCACAUGUGUACUGAAUGGCUUGGCCAAACUGAGGUGUGCCGAGCUUGCCCUUCAAGUCUUGAAUGUCAUGCAGCUUGCCAGUGUGGAAGCCAACGUUUUCCAUUAUUCAACAGCUGCAUCUGCGUGCGAAAAGUCUGGACAGUGGACUCGGGUCCUGCAACUUCUUGCAGAGAUGCCAUCCGCAACUAUCCAGCCAAAUGUAUACACGUUUGGCUCCGCGAUCAGCUGCUGCGAAAAGGCUUGUCGCUGGCAGGAGGCUAUGGCACUGCUGUGCGCUGCAGCUCCAGAGGUCAAUGCAUUCGCGUUCAGUGGUGCCAUCAGUGCAUGCAAAAAAGGAAGCCAAUGGCACAGAGCCCUUGGCCUUUUGGAGGUGAUGGAAGCUUUGAAGGUGGAGGCGGAUGUCAUUUGCAUCAGCGGUGCCAUCAGCUCAUGCGAGAAAUGUGCCAAAUGGCAAUCAGCUCUCUACCUGCUGCAGUCAAUGGAGGAGGCAUCAAUGAAGCCUAAUCUGGUGGCGCAAAAUGCAGCUCUGAGUGCUUGUGAGAAAGCCAAACGAUGGCAGAAUGCUUUAGCUUUGCUGGAGCAGCUACCAAAAAAACGCUUGACGGCCGAUGAUGUUAGCUACAAUGCUACUAUCAGCGCAUGUGCGAAUUCUAGUCAUUGGCAGCUCGCUUUGGGACUGCUGCAAGAGAUGGAGAAAAGGAUUACCCCAGAUGCAGUGAGCUACAGUGGUGUCAUUUUGGCGUGCGAGAGAGGGAGCCGGUGGCACCUUGCUUUCCAACUCUGUGAUCGCAUGGCUCUGAUGCGUGUCCCCAUGGAUGUGAUCAGCUGCAGCAGCUUGAUGAGUGCGUGCGAACAAGGUGGCGAAUGGCGCUCAACAUUAGCAUUGCUCAGGAAGAUGCCCAGCAUCACCCUCACACCGAACCAUGUUACCUUCAGCAGUGCAAUCAGUGCCUGUGACACAGGACGUCGGUGGCAGACUGCCUUGGGCCUUUUCUACAUGAUGCCCGAGAAGCAGCCAGAUCAAUUUUGCUGCAAUGCAGCGAUUUUAGCUUCUGAAAAGGCCGGUCAAUGGGGAGAAGCAAUGCAAAUAUUUCACUCGAUGUCCUCCCGUAUAGUCGAGCCAGAUUUCAUCAGUUGCGCCGCAGCAAUGCUGGCAGCUGACAAUGGCUGCAAAUGGGCAGAUUUUGCAGCAUAUUGCAAUACAGAGUCCUUCCUGCUUGUGAACUUCUUCCGCUCUGGAUGCUGAUGAGCCACCAGAGCUUGCAAUCGUCAAUGGCAAUGUUCCACUGGAUUUGGCUUCAAACAGCUUUUGUUGGAGUCAAAAGUGGUGAAUCAUGGUGGCUGCCGGGGAAUGUCUCAUGAGCGACGGAGUCCGAUGUCAUGAAAAUGUGCUCCCUGUGGGAGCAGGACCUUUGCAUAACUGCUUUCUCGAAGGUACGUCGUGUGCUGAUUCGAUGCAAAGAUUGGAACAAACCAGAAAGCAUAUGAAAGCAUACGUUUCGUACUUUUCACCCAAGACAGUCGAACCUGAGACCCGAAAGCCAACUUGGACUUAGUAUCUAUUUUACUUUAUUUUUUGAAUAUAUAAUGAUAAUAAUAAUAACAUAUAUAUAUACACAUGCCGUUAUUGACAUUGAGGUGCAGGCACACGUGUUGCAUGUCGUGCAGACUGAGACGGUGAAGCUCGACGAAGAAGUCUCAAGUCUGAAACUCCGGAUCCGAUUGAAGCAGAAUCGCCCGAGAAUGUAAU